GUUAAUACUCCAUUUGAUAAAACUUGUGAUCAGAGGUUUCAUUGGAUCCUCGAUUCGAAUAAAGAAAAAUCGUCUUUGGUUCAAUCCAAUGAUCCACAAAGACCCUUAGUCCACUUUAAAAAAACUCCUCUUGAUAAUGAAUUCUUGAUCAUGUUUUUAGAAAAGGCUCCAUAUGGUUGGUCUCCACGCAUUGCCGAUCGUCUGUCUAAGUAUCUUUCGGCAAAAUCUAAUAAUGGUCAAAGAAGAGGUUCUGAUUCUUCAGGUUCUGUCAAAAGUGAUUCUUUAAGUGGUAAUUUAUUUAUUGAGAAUGAUCUAGAUGAUGAUGAAAAGCAUUGGCAUGAAUUCGUUUUGGCGUCAACUGUCGCCAUUCAAGAUGAA
Messenger RNA from Racocetra fulgida, 378 nucleotides. Lineage: Eukaryota; Fungi; Glomeromycota; Glomeromycetes; Diversisporales; Gigasporaceae. The record is from the annotation of a GenBank genome assembly.